Messenger RNA from Aspergillus steynii IBT 23096, 909 nucleotides. RefSeq lists its product as uncharacterized. The record is from RefSeq and is a predicted model, not a curated record. The transcript has a single exon. NCBI's taxonomy places the organism in Eukaryota, Fungi, Ascomycota, Eurotiomycetes, Eurotiales, Aspergillaceae. The annotation marks the transcript as partial.
CACCUCGCCAUCGCCGACCAAAAAUCCCAAACCGUGCGCAUCUUCCCCCGCACCACCCAAUGGACCCAAUCCACCAUCCACUGGGAAUUCGACCCGUCGGCCGCAAACUCCCUCCUCGGCAGCAACCCCUGGCACGACAUCUCCGACGUCCGGAUCCGCAAGACCGCAGCGCACGGGUGGGUCGCGCUGGUCGCCGCAUCGCGCGGGAUGGUCGGCGUCGUGGACAUCCAGAAGGGGCGGGCGCGGACCGGCAUACAGGAUAUCCUGUGGGGCGCGAACGUGGGCGGGAAUCCGCAUGCGCUGGAGAGGAUCCCGUACGUGGGGGCGUUCGUGGCGGCGAGCUCGGCGAGUCACAGUCUAACACUGUAUGCGCCGACGGGAAGGGUGAGUGACUAUGACUCGGUGGUGAAGGUGGCGACGUAUGAGGUUGACCAUGCGCAUGGGGUGCUGUGGGAUCCGAAUGGGAGUACUGACGCCCAGGAGGGAUUCCUGUGGGCGAUCGGGAAGCGGUAUCUGUAUAAGUAUCGGGUGAAGGGGACGGGGAGGGAGAUGAGGUUGGAGCGGGUGGAUGGGAGGGAAGGGAAGAUUGAGUUGCCGGGGAGUGGAGCGCGGAAUGGCCAUGAUUUGGCGGCGAGCUAUGCGCAUGCGGAUGUGUUGUUGCUGACGCAUACGAGUGCGGCGUAUAGCUUUAACAAGACGAGUGGGGAGUUUGCGAUGCUGAUGAACACGACGAAGUUGAAGUCGUUGGUGCAGGGUGAGGACGGGGAGUAUGUGUGGGUGAGAGGGGCGAAGAACGAGAUGGGGCAGUAUGUGUCGUUUAGUGCGGAGGAGGAGCCCGAGGUGGAGGAGGAUAAGAGGGGAUGGGGAGAUGCGGAGUUCUACAAGGCGAGGAUUUAUGAUCCGGCGUAU